Molecule: messenger RNA, 669 nt
Organism: Procambarus clarkii (red swamp crayfish)
Lineage: Eukaryota; Metazoa; Arthropoda; Malacostraca; Decapoda; Cambaridae
Source: RefSeq, a predicted model, not a curated record
AUGGCCACAAAUAACCACAGAUGGCCACAGAUGACCACAGACGGCCAUAUACGGCCACAGAUGGCCACAAAUAACCACAGAUGGCCACAGAUGGCCACAGACGGCUACAGAAGGCCACAGACGGCCACAGACGACCACAGACGGCCACAGACGGCCACAGACGGCCACAGACGACCACAGACGGCCACAGAUGGCCACAGACGGCCACAGACGGCCACAGACGGCCACAGACGGCCACAGACGGCCACAGACGGCCACAGACGGCCACAGAUGGCCACAGACGGCCACAGACGGCCACAGACGACCACAGACGGCCACAGAUGGCUACAGACGAUCACAGACGGCCACAGACGACCACAGAUGGCCACAGACGGCCACAGACGGCCACAGACGGCCACAGACGACCACAGACGGCCACAGACGACCACAAAUGGCCACAGACGGCCACAGACGGCCACAGACGGCCACAGAUGGCCACAGACGGCCACAGAUGGCCACAGAUGGCCACAGACGGCCACAGAUGGCCACAGAUGGCGACGGUGGCUCGGGGCAAGCGCUUACCUCAAUAUGGUCAAUAAUGCUGGGGAAGGCAGGCGGCCUUGUAUUAAAAUGGAAUAUUGGAUCACUCAGCAAGAUGGGCCGGAUAGUUGUGUACCUGGGGCCAGGUAG